Molecule: messenger RNA, 1473 nt
Organism: Exophiala spinifera
Lineage: Eukaryota; Fungi; Ascomycota; Eurotiomycetes; Chaetothyriales; Herpotrichiellaceae
Exons: 2
Coding region: 1-1473 (490 amino acids)
Source: RefSeq, a predicted model, not a curated record
AUGGCCGUCACCAACGAGCUGCAGAAUGUCGACUACGACGUGGUCAUUGUGGGCGCUGGAAUUUCUGGAAUCGCUUUCGCCUACAGAUUACAAGAACGAAACCCAGAUCUGAGCUACUGUAUACUCGAGGCUCGUCAUGAAAUUGGCGGAACCUGGAGUCUGUUUCAAUACCCAGGGGUCCGGUCUGACUCUGACCUUUUCACAUUUGGGUUCCCCUGGCGGCCCUGGAAAGAGAGGACGGCCAUAGGAUCGGGCGCAAACAUCACUCGCUAUCUCAAAGAAUGCGCAGCACAGGAGGAGAUAGAUCGUAAAAUCAAGUUCCAUCACCACCUCGAUCAAGUCCAAUGGUCCAGCACGGACAAGCUCUGGACGCUUCAAAUCACUGCGGGUGCCGCCCCGAAGGUAUUGCGAACUCAUUUCCUUCUGUUCGGGACCGGCUACUACGACUACGAUGAAGGGUUGAAAGUCAAUAUACCGGGGAUCAAGAACUUCCAGGGCGCCGUUGUUCAUCCUCAAUUCUGGCCUACCGGUCUUGACUACGCCAACAAGCGCGUCGUCAUUAUCGGGUCCGGUGCCACCGCCAUCACUCUACUGCCGGCAAUGGCCAAGUCUGCUGCUCAUGUAACCAUGCUGCAGCGCUCGCCUAGCUACAUCAUGUCAGUGCCCAGCGAGGACAAGACGGAGACGGCGAUCAGAUGGAUAUUCCCCGAGAGACUGGCGGUGAAACUGAUCCGGUUCAAAUGGAUGUUGACGUCUUUCAUGCUGGUCACAUUCUGUCAAUGGUUCCCUAAGUUCGCCCGGAAGCUAUUCGAAUCAGCAACCAAGGCCCAGCUUCCGCCGGGAAUGGACUUGGAUCCCAACUUCAAGCCACGGUAUGAUCCGUGGGAGCAGAGACUCUGUAUAUGUCCAGGUGGAGACUUCUACGCCGCUUUGAGGAGUGGUAGAGCGAGUGUGAAGACUGGUGCGAUCGAAACGGUGUCGCCGACCAGUAUUCGUCUCAGGACUGGAGAAGAGCUGGUCCCGGAUAUCAUUGUCACAGCCACGGGCCUCAAGCUACGUAUAGGAGGUGGCGUCGAAUUCAUAGUGGAUGACCAAAAGUUUAACAUUGCAGACCAUUUCAUGUGGAACGGUGCGUUGCUUGAGGGUCUGCCUAACUUCUUGUUCGCAUUUGGCUAUGUCGAUGCGAGCUGGACCAUGGGAGCGGACGCUACUGCCCAGUUGGCCUGCAGACUAUUGACAGAAAUGAAAAAAGAAAAGGUCCGCAUGAUUGUCCCACGGCAAAGCGACGAAGAGAAAGCAAGAAUGAAGGAUUUGCCCUUCUUCAGGCUCAGCUCAACGUAUGUUGAGGAAGGAAAGACCGUUUUGCCUAGAGUUGGUGAUAGAGGCCCGUGGAGGCGUCGGUCCUACUAUUGGAAAGACAUUUUGACGGCAUGGUAUGGGAACAUCCGAUCAGGUUUAGUGUGGUCGAGAUGA